AUGUCGGGCGACUCUUCGGGCCCACCACCUGGCUUCGGGCCGGACGAUGCGGGCUCACAAGAGCCACCAGCGGCGCCUCCUCCACCGAGUUUCGGGGCAGGCGACCGACAGUCUUCGAGCGGUGACCGCCCAGCUGGCGGCCUUUCCAGUGAUCCUGUACAAGACAGGCGAGUUCUUCAAGGAGCCCCUGAUGUGCCGGGGCAAGCAGAGCAGGAUGGACCUGCACGCCGUGAUGAGCAAACCUAUGACCCCUCACGUCAUGGAUGGAACUCCGGAGCAAACUACGAGCAGCCGUAUGACUCCACUCACCAUGAGUGGAAUGCGGGAGCGGCUGCAGAUCGAGUGUGGGGCGAUGGGCGAGCUCACCGUGGCGAUUGGAGCGAUCGCGUGGAUGCCUCAGCUGGCUACGGCAGACGCAGCAGCUGGGAGACGACGACUGUGAACGCUUCUGGCGAUGGCUGGACCAGAAGACUACGUGAAGAGGACCCAUGGGUGAGUGGGGGAAGUUCUGGGGUCACGGAGGGCGAGACGGCCACGAGCGAAGGGAUCGAGGGCGUGAUUCUGGAGGCUUUCGAGGCGGUCCCUGGGCAGAUGGUUUACGCGAUUCCGGAUACCAUGGUCGUCUCUGGCCCUGGAUCAGAACCAGGCUCCUGGCAGGAUGGCCGCAGCUAUGAUGCGCACACGGACUGGGGUGCACAAGGCGGACAUGGUGGCUGGCGAGACUCCGAUGAUGGCUACAAGGGGUCACGACCGACUGAGAAGAUGACAGUCCCCACCUUCUCGGCAGAGGACAAUGACGACCUCGGCAACUCGGCGCGCUCUUACCUGAGGCAGAUAGAGGUCUGGAAGCGCAUCACCCGGGUCCCGGUGAACCAGCUCGGCUUGGUCCUCUACCAGCACCUCAGUGGCAAGGCAUGGAUCGCUGCAGAGGAGCUUUCGGUUUCAAAGUUGAGUACUUCGGAAGGGCUCGGGUACUUUACGUCUUGGGUGUCAGCGAGAUUCCUGGACUUGGAAGUUGCUCGAAUAGGGCGUGCCUUUUCCGACUUCUUCAGAAAACUCCGUCGCAAACCCUCGCAAACCAUCAGGGAGUACAACACCGAGUACGACAGACUGCAUGGAAGGUUGCGAGAGGUCGGCUGCUCUCUUCCUGAGGAGUGUGCGGCGUGGUUAUACCUGGACCGCUUGCAGCUUGAAGAGUCUCAGGAGUUGAACCUUUUAGCGAGCGUUGGAAACAGGUACAGUCUUCAUCACCUACAGCAUGCUGCAGUACUUCAUGACCGAGGUCAGCGCAAGCCCUGGGAAGGAGCGACCGGGAAGGGGCGAAGGACAAACUACGCCCACAUGACAAACCACGACUCCAGUGAUGAAGAUGAGGACGGCGAGAACUACGAGGACGGAAUCCCGGAGGAAGUCGCGGAAGCGCUGAUGACCUACCAGUCGGCAAAGGAGAAGUACCGUGCACAACAGCGCUCCCGAGGCACCGUCGACGGCAACAAGAAUGGGAAGGACGAGACCAGCGGGGGCGACAGUCGCCCCAACGCCGGGGACCGGGACUCCAAGCUCAAGGCUAUGAAAGCCCGCUCGUUCUGCGGAGGCUGUGGCAGGAAAGGGCAUUGGCACAAGGACGACGCCUGUCCCCUUAACCGGAAUGGAGGCGCCAAAGCCGACGUCCCAAAGAACGUGGCCAUGACGAAUGCGAUGCCCGCCGACGUCUACGCGCUGAAGCACGUAUCCGACAACCUCAUGGGCGUGGCCGAUACCGCGUGUGCCCGCACGGUGGCGGGGACGCAGUGGCUCCAGUCCUACACCAACAUCCUCGCCGAGAUUGGGGAGAAGCCGCUGCUGAAGAAGGAAUGCGAGGCCGGGAGAGUUCACUACUCUUCCUUCUAUGUCAUCGUGGGCUUCAAGCUUGGUGGCUACAACAUCCACGUGAGGACUUCGAUCAUCACCGGGGACAUCCCGUUGCUCCUCAGCAAGACGGUGCUUGGGAAGCUGGGCAUGAUUUAUGAUGUUCAGCAGGGCAAGGCCGAUUUCCGGGCCAUAGGACUUCGUGACUACGAGCUUGCUUCUACGGCUUCCGGCCAUCCGGCCAUUCUGAUUUGCCCGAUUUGCCCGGUCGGUUUGUCUGCAGGCGAAACGCCGGAUCUACAGGUUGAAGACUUGCGACUGCAGCAGAUUGGGCAAUACAUGGAGGUUUAUGCUGUAGCUCAUUGUGGUCCCCAGCCCCCAAAGUACUCCGGCAUGUUCUAUGAGAAGAAACUUGACCCUGGAACCCGUGACAUGUUGAGUGGUGAUCGCUUGUCCCUUGCAGUGUUCCAAUCAUGGUGGGAGAAGUCGUGUAUUGAUCGAGACUUUUGGGUUGAGACACCGUCCACCUGGGUGAGAGUGCACAUGGCCAAGCUGAUCAACAUGUGUUCCCGCUGCUCUGGGUCGGCAGAACUGUGUUCGACAAGUUGCCAUCCCCUGGCCCUCCUCACUGCGACCCUCGCGGCUCCAAUGGAAGCUCAGCCAUGCUCCGAGAAGAGCGUGCCGUUGAGCCAGAUGACGAAAGCCCAGUUGAUCUCAGAGGCGCUCAGAGUGGGCGCCACGGUGCACCACACAUGGUCCGUCCAAGAACUCAGAGCCACGAUCAGGGAGCACAUCGACACCUACACGGAGAAGACGGCGAGCCAGCGGAUGCGAGGACUGAGCUCGAUGACGAUGCCCGAGCUGACCAAGAAGGCGACCGAGAUGGGAGUGCAUGUGCCCGAGAAGAUUACGAAGGGAGCGCUGCUGAAGCUGAUCCGCGACAUGGUCAGCAGCCCCGGGGACACCAUCAUGACGAUCGGACGGUGGAAAGGAAGUGGCGAGGUCUUCGAACAGCCGGAGCUCGUGAUGUAUGCGAGGUGGUGGAGCGAGCAGCAGAAGAACAAAGCGGGCCGCGCGAAGAUCCCGGUGGAGGACGAGGACUACGAGGGCACGAUCAGUUCCCGCAGGAGUCCGACCCCGACGAAAACUUCGUGGGAGGAGAUCUCAGUCACCCCCUCCAAGGGGUACCGCCAACCAAGUGGGAAGGGGAACACGAAGACGACCCCAAAGCGGAUGAGUCCCGAGCUGCAGGAGAAGACGGAAGGGAAGAUGGACUCGCAGGCGGACGCAGCUGUGUUGCAGGAGAUCGCCGACCUGGAGACGAAGUUGGCGAUCCUGAAGGACAAGUCUGAGUAUGUGAGGGGGAUCAAAUACGAUUGCGUAACCUACGGCUUGUUCACCCAUGGUGGAGUGCACGGGUUGACGAGAGCUACUAAAGACGACGAUGCCUUGGUGAGGUUCCUCAACCACUUCGGCCGAGAACACCUUGGAGAUGAAACUAAGUGGACAUCUAUUUCGGUGACCAAGAACGUGGCCAUCGGGAUUCACAAGGACUCCAACAACCUCCGUGGCUCCCUCAACUACUGCACGACGGUCGGGCAACAAAGUGGAGGUGAUCUGUGGCUGGAGGCCGACAUCGACGAGGCCCAAGCCCGAGGAGGAGAUGUUGUGUGGAAAAGAGACAAAGGUGGAUGGCUGCCAGGCCGCUACCACCGCACCAAAGAGACCUUCUUUGCCUUCGACCCCUUCAAGAAGCACUGCUCGACUACGUGGGAGGGGACACGAUGGUGUAUAACUUAUCACACCGUGAGGGGGAUCACCGAGGUUGGCAGCGAGAUCAAGAAGUUCCUCCGCGCCACCGGUUUUCCAGUUGCUCACCACAAGAACUACAAGAAGGAAUCCGUAAGCAAACCCCCGCCCAAGAAGAGCGUCAGGAACAACAUCAUGAACUCUGCCGGGAAGUUGAGUGUUCUCAUGGCAACAUUGUUGGCCGCUACGGGGACCUACCUCAACGAGAUGAUUGGACCCCCUGCCGACUACGACCCCAUCGUGAUGAUGGAGCUCGGCGGGUAUGAGGGCACGAGCGAGGCGGUGGAGAACGCCUACUACUUUGUCACCGGAGCGAGUCCCCGGGAACUACGGAUCCACCUCGACGAGAUGCCGGGACACCGGGCACAUGAACUAGCAAAGGGGUACGAGAACCACUUGAAGUACAAGACCACCGACAAUGAGGACGCAUGGGUCAUCCUCGGGAAGUCCAAGGCUACCAAGCACGCGCAGAUCGCGCGACCCACUGCUUUGCCCAGGCUACUUGACUUCAACGCCUGUGUCGGCGUCGAUAUCUUCUACUGCCACGACAUCAACGACGUGAGGCACGCCUUUCUUGCCAUUGUCGAUUAUUGGGCCACAACCUAUCAGGUCGCGGUGUUGCUUGAAGCCGAGACAGGACCGGAUAUCGAGCGGGCGUUCAACGACCACUGGCUCGGAGUGUUCGGGCCACCCACUACGGUUUCUCUCGACCUCGACGGCAAGGUGCAGGCAGGCCUCGCGCGCUUGUGCGACUGGCACAGUAUCAAGGUGAAGGACGUUGCAGCACAAGCAAAGUGGCAGGGCGGAGUGACUGAGAGACAGAUUGGGUGGUUCAAAGGAAUCUGGGAACGCGUUGUCCAUGAGCUGAGUGUCGGGAGUGAGGAAGCCGCCCUGGCUGCUUCUAUGGUGUGCGCAGCAAAGAACGAUUUGAGGAGGAGAUGUGGACACAGUCCCAGUCAAUGGGUGCUCGGCAGAUCGCCGCGCGUCCCUGAGGAUUUGUGCGAUCCCGACUCCGGUGAGACGGCGACCUGGGACCUCACCAAGGACUCCAAGUUUCAGCGGGCCACGGCUAUGAGAACGAGCGCGAGGAUCGCUUUUCAUCAAGCACAAGGAGACGACCGUCUGCGACGAGGCCUACUACACCGAGCGAGGACCACCAAGGCAGUCUACGAGAUCGGCGACUCGGUGCACUACUGGAACCAGCCUAAGGACAGACGGAGGCCACAUUGGGCAGGACCGGCGGUGGUUGUCGGCAAGCAAGGAGGAAGUUAUUGGGUCUCAAGAGGCGGACGUUGCAGGCUGACGGCCCCCGAACACCUCAGGUGCUCUGGACCAGAGGAAGUCGGCGAGUACCUCACCAUGAAGAAUGUUCAGAGUGAGGUGACCAAGCUGUUGGCCAUGGAUAUCGACGACCCGGACACCUACGCCGAGGAGACCAUCAACGAGGACUACAGGGAGUCCAUCAAGCGGAAGGGCGAUGAAGGUGAUCAUCUUUCCGACUACGAGUACUCCGACUACGAGGGCGACGAGGUGAUCCUUGACCCAGAGGGCGACCACGAGAUGCCCGAUGAACCCCAGGCUAUCGAACAUGUUCUCCCGAGUCGACGGAUGCGUAAGAAAGGGAAGCCACCAAACCCCGAAGAUGCAGAUGAAGUCCUACUUACCAACAAGCCACUGACAAAGAGGGGGCACGCAAAACGUCAAGAAAAGGAGCUGAAGUGGGAAGAAAUUCCCGACCACGCCAAGAACCUCUUCAAGGAAGCCGAGAAGGUCCAGUGGGAAGAGCAUCUUUCCUACGACGCCUUGGAGCCGCUCGACUUGGAGCAGUCCAGCUUGGUCAGACAGACGGUCCCCUCAGACCGUAUCCUACCCUGCCGAUGGGCGUAUCGUGACAAGAACUGGGCCGCCCGGCAGGCUACCACCGCAGCUGGCGAGCAGCCAGCAUGGAGAUGCAAGAGUAGAUUGGUGAUCGGGGGCCAUCGC
This is a messenger RNA of Symbiodinium sp. CCMP2592, 5640 nucleotides long. Lineage: Eukaryota; Dinophyceae; Suessiales; Symbiodiniaceae. The record is from the annotation of a GenBank genome assembly.